Molecule: messenger RNA, 492 nt
Organism: Xylona heveae TC161
Lineage: Eukaryota; Fungi; Ascomycota; Xylonomycetes; Xylonales; Xylonaceae
Exons: 1
Coding region: 1-492 (163 amino acids)
Source: RefSeq, a predicted model, not a curated record
AUGCCAAGUAUUGAAAAGCCAACACAAGAACCAGAAGUAAACACAAGUCAACUUAAAUCUCCUCUACACUCCCUCCAACUGGAACUACAGGAAAACAGGGAGCUUGCAGCAAAUAUUCCAGGCAGCUCUAGAAAUCUGGUCCUAUAUAUUCUAAUCACUACCCAGAGCAAACCUCCAUCCAUUGGGCUGCUUAGUAGCAGCCUCUCUGAGGUACUUCAAGAGGCCAGGAUAGGUUUUCUAUCUCAAGAUGUUGACCUGAGUGUCAAUGUACCAGUACCUGAUGAUACUUCUAUUGCUGCAACAAAAGGAACAAUGCUGUCAGGAAUGCUAUAUGUUUCAUGGCUCAACAAGGAGUAUCAGCCCCAGUACAAGUAUCCCACUCUAGCAGAGAUUGAGCUGCCUGAUCCAACAUCUACAACAUACAAGCAGGUUGACAUCAACCCUGAUCUAACAACCAAGCAAAAGGAUGCAUUGGAAUUACUCUAUACCUAG